Messenger RNA from Engraulis encrasicolus (European anchovy), 1695 nucleotides. It is a transcript of the gene gltpb, whose product is annotated as glycolipid transfer protein b. Gene Ontology annotation, biological process: intermembrane lipid transfer; ER to Golgi ceramide transport. Gene Ontology annotation, molecular function: lipid transfer activity. Bases 143 to 772 code for a protein of 209 amino acids. The transcript is spliced from 5 exons. Gene Ontology annotation, cellular component: cytoplasm. The record is from RefSeq and is a predicted model, not a curated record. NCBI's taxonomy places the organism in Eukaryota, Metazoa, Chordata, Actinopteri, Clupeiformes, Engraulidae.
UGGCUGUCUUGUACUCGACCUGUUGAAUAUUCUGCAUAGCCGUCCCUCGGCGGCAGUCUCUUAAGUUUAGAAGUUGUCAUGCAGGGGGUAGUUCCGGGUUCAUACUCUCGUAUGUAGGCAACUGCAUAUCUUCGCACACAUAAUGGCUCUUUUACUAGAUCAUCAGUUUGCUCCCUUGCCGGAGAGUAGAGAGGUGGCUACAAAGACGUUUCUGGAAUCCGUAUCACACAUUCCUCCCUUUUUUGACUGUCUCGGCUCUAAAGUCUUUGCUCCUGUCAAAUCGGAUAUCAGUGGCAACAUAACUAAAAUUAAGGCAAUUUACGAGUCGGACCCGGAGAAGUAUGGGACCCUUCAGGACAUCCUGCUGGCGGAGAAGGUCAUGUAUGGAGAUAGCUGGCCCAAAGCCGGAGCCACACUGGCCCUCAUGUGGCUGAAGAGGGGUUUGCGCUUCAUUCAGCUGCUGCUGCAGAGUCUUGCUGACGGGGAGAGGGAUGAGAACAACCCUAAUCUGAUCCGCGUCAACAUCACCAAGGCCUAUGAGCAGGCCCUCAAGAAGUAUCAUGGCUGGAUCGUUCAGAAGGUCUUCAAGGCUGCACUGUUUGCCGCACCAUAUAAAUCGGACUUCCUGAAGGCAAUAUCCAAAGGUCAGGAAAUGCCAGAGGAGGAGUGUUUGGCGCAGGUACGACAGUUCUUAGUCAACUACACAGCCACCAUAGACGCCAUCUAUGAGAUGUUCAUUGCAAUGAACGCUGAGCUGGACUACAGUGUUUGAUUGAAAACUUCUUCACCACCGUAUGUGUCUUCAUUUUUUUUUUUUUUAAACAACUUUCUAAAUGCUGUUUGGGCCUAUGCCUGAAGUUGGGAGUAAUAUGGUACCUUUGGUACGCAGAGUUUCUGAGAGAACGCAGAGAAUCUGAAAAGAACGAGAGACAUUUUUAAAAUCCAUGAAGGAGACUGUUGGAAUUUUUGUUGGCACGACAAUGACAGCAAUAUGCACCUUUGCUGCUAGCUGUUGUACCAACAGUUUUGCUACACAUUUCACUGUGUAAUUACUAGUCUUGGAAAUGUUGAAUAAUUUAUGAAUUUGUAUAAUCUUUUUCCCGAAUCCUCAGGAUUUCUGUAAAUGUUAGAUAUUACAUUAUUAUGUUGGGGAUUUGUUUGUUUGUUUGUUUUCUCAAAUACUGUUUCUUAGGUUUAUUUUUCAAGCACUUUUGCUUUCUUUUAUUUUUAACUGCUGUUUUUAUUCAUUUAAAUGUGACAGAAAAUGCCUGCCAUGGCAUGGCAAUGUCAUGUAAUUUAUCUUCACGAGUAGGACAAAAAUUGCUGGAAACAAGCAUAUGUUUUGCGCACAUUACCAAAACAUCCUGUGUCUGAUUGUCCCCUUUUUACAUGCUUUUUAUCUGCUUUCACCGUCUUAUUUAUGCUUUUCAAUUGUCUUAAUUAGUCUCGUCUUAAAUAAAUAUCUUUUUCAUUACUGCCUGCAGGUGGUGCUGGUUAGCUAUUUUUAAAGUCAAAUCUUGAUAAGGACGGUGAGACAUUAUACUGACACUGGAGCCAUCAUGGUCACAGAGUUGUGAAAACCAAUUCUUGUUAUCCUGUAUCCAUUCAACCGUUUCUGUCUUCUUUUAUUUAAUUUAAAUAUAAAUAUAUUUAGUUUUUUGUUUGUCAGAAUUAAAGAUCAAUACUGUGAUUCUA